Messenger RNA from Penaeus chinensis, 2751 nucleotides. Its product is annotated as arginine-glutamic acid dipeptide repeats protein-like. Gene Ontology annotation, biological process: regulation of transcription by RNA polymerase II. Gene Ontology annotation, cellular component: nucleus. Gene Ontology annotation, molecular function: RNA polymerase II cis-regulatory region sequence-specific DNA binding; DNA-binding transcription factor activity, RNA polymerase II-specific. The transcript has 12 exons. The record is from RefSeq and is a predicted model, not a curated record. The coding region runs from base 1 to 2529 and encodes 842 amino acids. NCBI's taxonomy places the organism in Eukaryota, Metazoa, Arthropoda, Malacostraca, Decapoda, Penaeidae.
AUGAUCACCACACGUCUUCCACACCAUACCAACACUACCGGAAUCACAACACCACACCAAGUACCACAAUCGCUCCUCCACCACCAUCAUUCAUGCACCACAAUCACCACUUCCAAAAGUCACUAUACCAAGCACCGCAAUCACCACACCUUGCCACACCAAGCACCAUCACCACCUCCGCCACACACCACUAUUCCAACACAUGCCAACCACUUCCACCACAAUCACAGUCACAAUCACAACCACAAUCACCACUUCCGCCACACCACGCUCCACAAUCAGCACAUGCCAACCACUUCCGCCACACGUCCCCUUCCAGAACGGCGUGCAUUCUCGGGGCGGCGUGAGGACACACGUGCGGGCGACUCCGCGCGCGUCAUCGCCGACGGACCUGGCGAUAUUAUCCUCACCGGGGGAAUGCGAUUGAUGAGGCGCCCUGAUGGAGAGCGAGCGCGGGAGCCCCCAGGCGGAACUUCGCGGUUAUUGUCACCGCGGAUCAAGCCCCCAGAGAGAACACGCUCUCCACAAGUCCUUCAACUUGCGGCCCACGAUGAAGACAAGAGACUUACGCGACACAUGCAGAGAUGGUCUAAAUCGGGAAUCGAGAAUCAGGAAUCGGGAAUCGGGAAUCAGGAAUCAGGAAUCAGGAAUCAGGAACCGGACAGGAGUCAGCGGCGGGCACGGAGCAUCUCUCCACCCACGCGUGUCACCACAACAUGUGUCGAAGCGGCGACCUUUGACCUCCCGCCGGAUAUGAUUGACCCAAAGGCCAUUGAGUGGGUGUUAAUGGGCUGUGAGCGGGUCACCAAAGAAGCCACCUCCCCCCCAACGACCCCCCUCCUACGACCCCUCGUGGCCCUACGACCCGUGAACGACCUCUCCCGCCGGCCCCACCACCCCCACUCCCACCACGACCCCCACCCCCACCCCCACCACGACCCCCCAACGACCGCCCCGACGACUGUCUCCGGCCGCGACUUGCACGACCCUCGGCUGGCGGGCCUGAGGGCGCUGUACGACCACCACCGAGCGAAGGAACUCCUCCACGACCCCAGGGCGAGGGAUCUCCUGGCGCACUACCCUUUGCUCUACCACUACUAUCAGGCCGGGGGCGUGUUCCCAUCCUCGAGCGCCACCGAGGGUUCUCAGCAAGCCACGCCUCUCGCCCCGCCUCCAGCCCCGCCCACGACCGCCCACCUUAGCCCGGCGCCCGCCCACAGACUCACGCCCCACGCCCUGUCCGCCUUUACGAGACUGGACCUCCUGAAGGCAUCGACGAAGGGCGUGCCGGACGGGCCCCCCCCUCGCCCCUUCGACCUCUCCAUGGGCUCCUCCCCCCGCGUCUCCGCCCCCACUCACGCCCCCACCUCCACCACCACCACCACCCAUACCUCCAGCGUGGGCGUGCAGGACCUCAAAUCGCCCUGUUCAGCGCCUCCGUCAUCGUCUCCGUCAGCAGCGCCGCCGCCCACGAGGGGAUCGAGCUCCCCAGCGGCGCUGACCCCCCAGGCGAGGCUCGUGGGGGAGGCUAUGACCCCCUCCCCCGCGGCGCGCGUCGACCCCAGCGCCCACGCUGACGCCACCGCCCCCCCUCUUCCCGCCCCUCCUCCCCCUCCCUCUGCCCCUCCUUCCGGUGGUAUCAACUCCUCAAGCCACGCCCCCAACGCCGUCACGGUCACGCCCAUCAAGAAGGCCCUUGGUUCAGGGGGCGUGACUAAACCGGCCAAGACGUUUACCUGCCCUGAGUGUGGCAAGGUGUUCAACGCUCAUUAUAACCUCACGAGACAUAUGCCUGUUCACACUGGAGCGAGGCCCUUUGUGUGUAAGGUGUGUGGCAAAGGAUUCCGUCAAGCAUCCACUCUCUGUCGCCACAAGAUUAUCCACACGUCGGAGAAGCCACAUAAAUGCCCUACGUGUGGGAAGUGUUUCAAUAGGUCCUCCACCCUGAACACGCACGUGCGCAUCCACCAGGGCUACAAGCCGUACGUGUGCGAGUUCUGCGGCAAGGGCUUCCACCAGAAGGGCAACUACAAGAACCACAAGCUGACGCACUCGGGCGAGAAGGCCUACAAGUGCCACGUGUGCAACAAGGCCUUCCACCAGAUCUACAACCUGACGUUCCACAUGCACACGCACAACGACAAGAAGCCCUUCCAGUGCUCCAUCUGCGGCAAGGGCUUCUGCAGGAACUUCGACCUCAAGAAGCACAUGCGCAAGCUGCACGAGAACGGCCCCUACGUGUCGCCCUCGCCGGCGGGCUCCCCGGGCAGCGACGUCGCUAUCACCUCCAGCGCCUCCGCCCCGCCGCCGCCGCGCCAGUUCUCCGUGCUGCCCUCGCUCAUGGGCGCCUCCGCCUCGCUGCCCACCAGCAUGAGCAUGGGCAGCCUCGGCUCCCUGUCGCACCCGCCGCCCACCAUGCCGCCCCCGCUCCCCGCCCACUUUAUGAACCCCUUCCUGAUCGCGCCGCCCGCCCUGCCCGCCGGCGCCGCGGCUCCCUUCCUCCACAAGAUUCCCUCGCUGCUGGGCUGAUGGCUCCUGCUGGCUCACCUCGCCGCAGCCGCAGUCACGGCCUCCUCCUGACCCCUGCGCUUGCUGCGCCUGCUGCGUCGCCGCCUCCUGGGGAAUGCUGCUCUUGCUGCGGCCGCGGCGUCGACCUCAUGCCAAAGAACCUCGAUUUAAUGAAAGAUGCGCGGUCGACAACGGGCGUCUGUGUCUCCCUUGCCACGCCGGGUGUGUUCCUAAUUGCUCGCU